Molecule: messenger RNA, 2229 nt
Organism: Cyclocybe aegerita
Lineage: Eukaryota; Fungi; Basidiomycota; Agaricomycetes; Agaricales; Hemipholiotaceae
Source: the annotation of a GenBank genome assembly
AUGGAAGGUGAUGAGGUUAUUGGUGCACCGAAGCACCCUGAUUGGUUGCAAAUGGUGUGUAUUAAGGAGGGAGAAGUCCCUUGCAUGAUCACCUAUGUUUUGACUAGGCUUUCCCGCUAUCGUCCUGCCAUGCAUUGUGACAUUGUUGACCACCGCGACAUACUCGUCCUCUCCCUCUUCAGUGGGGCCAUUGAGUACCUAGCUGCUUGUGUGCAUUCUCUACUGCCUUUCAUCUAUAUAGCAGGCAACUUUAACUGCGUAUUGACGACUUGGGAUGACUAUGAGCAUGGCGAGUUGUCGACGGCAAUAUCCCUGUGGGACACCGCAUCUCAGAUCGGCCUCAAGUGGGCACAACCUUCUAAUCACGGACCCAUGAGGAUCAGUCCCAAUCCAAAUCAGAGGUCCAAUGUCUUAGAUCUUGUAUUCUUAGCCCCAUCUGAGACCUUAAUCUUGAUGCCCAGAUUGGAGCACGAUCUCCAGGCUAUUCCUGUCGCAGCCCCGGCUACCAAGGAAGGCGUUGACACUUUAGCUGAUGCUAUUGCGAUGGCAUUCUCGGACGCAUGGCUUGCCCACUUGACCAAGUCCAAGCAUACCAAGUGCUCCAAGUCCUGGUGGACAGACGAGUGCUCAGAGACAUUUGGAGUAUAUCAGCUUAGCCACUCGCUAGCUGAUUACAACAAAUUCAAGAAGGUGUGUAAAGAUGCCAAGCAUGAUUUCUUCAAUGAACGCAUCGCAGAAAUCGCUACUUCUCGGAAGCGCCCAUGGGACGUGAUGGAGUGGGUCAAACAAUGCAAGCUGCCACCCUGUGAGGCUAUUCGCAAUGGCGACCAGCCUUGUCAUGAUAUGGAUGACCUUUGGGACACCCUUCACGGCACGUACAACUCAGCCUCUGGUUGUGAGUAUGACACCUCAGUUUUAAACGAGCUUCCUGACGAGCCAGUCCGUGAGUGGGCUGACUUUUCAGAGCAUGAGUUGUUGAGUGCCCUUAAGGGGUGCUCCAACUCCUCUGCACCAGGACCGGACCAUGUCACAUGGGUCCACCUAAAGGAGCUGCUCAAGGAUAAACAUGUCCUCACGCUCUUCAUCGUGUUGGCCAAUGCCUGCCUUCAGGUUGGGCAUUGGCCUCGCAUAUUCAAGGAGUCGCUGUCGGUUAUCGUACCAAAGCCAAACAAGCCCUCCUAUGCAGUCCCAAAGGCUUUCAGGCCUAUCGUACUCCUCAUCACUUUUGGUAAACUUAUCGAAAAGAUGAUAGCUAAUAGGAUACAGUUUGACGCCGUCAAGCAUGAUAUCUUUCAUCCAAACCAGCUUGGCGGCACCCACCAACGGUCAAUAGAGGAUGCUGGAUUGAUCCUGACUCAUCUUUUCUUCCUGUCUAUCAACCAUGAGAUGUUCAUGGCUGUUCUAUGCAAGCAAGGUUUCUCCCCAAUCUUGGUGGAUUUCUUUGCCUCUUAUCUCGUUGGUUGCUCCACAGUUUACUGUUGGAACACCUUUCAAUCCAACUCACGGUCUGCGGACGUGGGUGUCAGGCAGGGCUCAGCCCUCUCGCCUGUUAUUUCAGGGCUUUUCAUUGCUCCAGUAAUGAAGCUCUUCUACAUCAAGGCAGCACUGCUCAAUACAACGCUACUCUCCUUUGUGGAUGAUGGGACUAUCUUGGCCCAAUCCAAACACCUCAAUGAUAACAAUAUACUCGAUGUUCCCUACUUUGAUCCAAAAGGGUUGAAGAUCACCCAGGAGGCGCUUGAAAAGGCUCUCCGUACCUCGGUUCAUGCUGAGGUCUUCGCAUAUCUGAGCACCAAGCCUCGGAUCGACCGCAACUCGGCGCACUCAACAUCGUGCACCGUCUACUGCAACAUCUGGGACUCCCAGCAGGGAACCCGCCCGCCGCAAGACACACCGGGGUCCCACUAUGCCAGCGCUGCUGGAAGUGGGGCCACCCCACCGUCGCCUGCAAGGCGAAACAACUCUCCUGCCCCAUCUGCUCGGGUCCGCACGAACAGAAGGAGCACCAUCAACAUGCGGGAUGUUGCAAGGGCAACGCGAAAGCGAAACCCCCUGUGCCGCCCACCCCCCGCGACCAGCCUUGCCCCCACAAGGGCCGCUGUCAACUGCCACAAGGACCACGCCGCCAACUCGGCCUCGUGUAAGUUCUGGGCCCAUCGCUACGACCGUGAGUGGAUCAUGGCCGAGUAUCGUCAGACUAAUGUUGGGAAACCAGCAGGAUCUAAAUAG